AUGCCCGAGUCGGCAUCCUGCGCUUCCUACUUGGGGCCUUCGCUGAGUUCGCCGUCUUCGCCGUUCCCGUCUGCCUGCGCUAACACCGCCUCCGGUCUUCGACGCCUUCCGGAACCAUGCCGCGAACAACUUGAACACGACUUGUUUAUGUUUGCGCGGGGGACUGCUUCAGGUUUUCCAGCACCAAAUGCGCAGAGAAAGUCGAUUUGCCACACGGCGGAUCAAUUUAAGGUGGAAAGAGACAGGCGCCGCGCCUCCGACAGAUGCCUUACCUCUCAGAAGUUCGAGAGAGGUGACCGACGGGGGGAAAUCGCCUGCGAGACAGAAGCUCCGUAUCUCACUCACCUGCAGCCCACGGCCGGGGAUUUCUGCCCCACAGCCUCUGGGCCACUGGACGAGGCUGCAUACUUUGCGCCGUACCCAGUCACGUCUCGGGGAAAGGGGACUGACGGCAAGGAAAACGAGGCUGAAAAGUUUGGAAUGGAGGACUUGGCAGACGUCGGAUGUUGCGGGUGGGAAGAAACCGAAUCAGAUGCACAGUUAGGAGGGCUCAGCGACGCUGGCUCCGUGAGCACGGCUGCGCCUACCGACACACCAGCUGCGUUUCCCGGCUUAGUGGACGGACUCCGGCGGCAGGCGGAUGACCUUAACGAAGGCCUGGACCACCUGAUCGAAACUCUAUUGGUCGCCACGCGGUCCCAGCUUCCCGAGCAGGAGGCGACGGAAAGCGAAUCGUCUGAGACCGCAGGCGCGGAGGAGGUUGCCCUCCUGCACUACCAAGAGGCUCUCGAAAAGAUCCAAGACGCGCGUCUGAAAGACCGUGCGAAGAGCGAUGUCCACAUCGCGAAACUGCAGAGCCAGCUCCAGCAGGUCCAGGCCGAGCGUCAAAAGUUCCAGUCCACACUUGCCGAGAAGGAUGCGCUCUUGAGACGGCUUCAGGCACACGUGAAGGUGCUGCGUGCUGCGCGGGCUUCCAAGCCCGCGAGGGAAGCCGAGCCGUCGGAAGUCGAUGAGCUUUUCGCGUCUCUUUUGAAUUUUGAGGAAGAGAAGGGCUCUCUUGCCGACGAGGACGUGGUAACGAACUUGGCGCAGGCGAGCCAGCGCCUUGCACAGAACGUCGCAGCCGGGCUACAGGGAAGGAAGAAGAAGGCGAACACCCCCACCCCAGCGGACGUCCUCAAGACCGAGUUCGAGCUCAAACUCCAGUCCCUCCGAAGCAUCAAAGGGUCCAACGCACCCGCGCUACAGGAGUGGCUUCGAGUCUUUGUGUCGUCGUGGAAAACGCUGCAGACCCGCCUGAAGAGCAUCUGCAUUCCGGAAAAACCGACCGAGAAGCUCCUGCAGCUGGCGAAGGAGAAAAUCGAGAAGGAAAGGGCUCUGACGUUCAAGGCGCUAGUUCAAGUCCAGCAAGAGUGCUUGCGGGUCUUCGAGACGCCUUGGCGCGCAGAGGAACUGGCGAGGGAGAACAAAGAGAAGGCCGCAACGAUCUCUUUUUUGUCGCGCGAUCUCGAGAAGACGCGCGAGGACAACACGAUUAUCGCAGCGGAAAUGAAGCGUCGCGGGCAGUUAAUCGCGCAUCUGGAAGACGGUGUGCAUGUGUUGUCGGAUAACCUAGGCCUGUGUCAAGAGGACUUGACUACGCGGCUCCAGCAGGUGUUGGAGAACCGAGCGCAGUUGACAGACACUCAGGCGGAAUUAGAGCAGACGAAGGCAGCGCUCAAGGUGACGAAGAAGGAGGCAGCCAAGGUGGAAUCACACUUAACGGAGGUUCUCGCGGAGUUCCGCGCCGCGCAGCUGUACGCCAGAGAUCUUGAGGCCCAACUCGAUGAAAGAACAAACCGUCUGCACGGCGUGCAGGACGACCUGGACCGAUUUGAAAAGGCGAAUGCCGAGCUCGCCGACGACUUGCGAGAAACGCGUAUCGAACUGACAAAGACGGCGAUUGAGCUCCACGCCGAACACCUCGUUGCGUCUCAGGAGCGCUCGUCCGAGAUCUCCGAGUGGAAGGAGCGGCAGCGGCGCAUCGAAGAUAACUUACUCGAGGUGCUGAAGAAGCCGGGAGUGAAGGCGAGUUCAGAGAGCAGUCGAGGCUUUCCUGUUCGCGUCCAAACCCCUCGUGCGCGACCGACGGGGGCGUUUUCUCGGCUGCGGUCCUGGCGGCGCAGCGCCGCGCGUGGACGCCUCUCCCAGAUUGUGUCGGCAGUCGUGCGCACGGGAGAGGUGGAGCGGCGACUCAAGGCAGGCCCCGAGCGAUGGGGCCAAGCAGCGACGCCUGCACUGCGCGACGCGGGCCCUCUGGAGAAUCUGGACGCGACGUGGCGGUCGAUUAUGCAGACCGUGAAGAAAGUCGAGAGGCAGGUGCACUCUGUCUAUUCUUCGAGAAGGUCGCACACAGUCUUUGCCCGCGAACUCAAGAGCCUAGACCGGCUCUUGGAAGGCCUCCAGCCCCAGUACCGCCGUGCGCAACGCGCCUUCGAGGCGCUAAAGCUGCGGGUCUCGGGGAAAGCCGCUGCCCGAUUUCGCCAGGCCGAGCUGCGGAGCGAGAGACGCGGCCUCGGAGAACGGAGGGCGAACCUAGACGACGCGAUUUUAGAGUCGAAAAUGAGACUGGCAGGGCAGAAAGGCGACCUCGCGCCCCGCUGGGAGGACACACUGCCGGUGAAAAGCGCGAGAGUCCAAGGAAGACGGAAACGCCUCGGGAAGAUGAAGGGGCUGGCCCUCGCAAGUGGCCACCGAGGCAGUCGGAGCAGCGGCGACACGCAGCAAGCAGAUGUGGACAGUGCUUGGGACGACGUGGGCGAUUUCGGAGAGAGAGACGCAACCUUUUCGUCGCCGUCGGAAAACGCUACCCUCAAGGAAGCGGCCAGCUGGAUUCUGGCAGUGCCUCGAACGACGGCCGCAGAUUUUCCUCUGUGUCUCCCGUCCUUGCCGCCUCAGGCCUCUGUCUCCGGGCGAGGCCGAGCCGCGUCCGCUUCCGGUUACCCUCGUCUCCAGAACAAGAGGCUCCAGCGCUUGUCUUCGACAGAAAGCAACCUCUCAGCAGAAUCGGAUUCGCGAGCGGGGAUGGAUCGCGCAAGACGAAGAAGAUUUCGGUCCGUGUCGCCAGGCCUCUGCCGACGUCAGCAGAACAGGGGCGACUCAUCUUCGACCCAAGAGGAGGCGGCGCAAAUGCCGCAUAAGGAAAUUCAGCGCUUGGAGGAGGAGCUGAAACGGGCACAGGAAAUCAUCAAAGAGAUCGAAGAGACGCUGCUCGUCCCUCAGGACUACUUCAAGAAAAUGCGGGAGGUGACGGAAGAAAAUAUCCGGUUGAACCUUCUCGUCUGCUCCUUACGCGCCGACAUUGAACACUGCAAGGUCGAACGUCAGGAUCUGGAAUCCCUUCAACAAGUCCGAGUGGACUACGCUCAGUUCCAGGCCGAGACAGAGAAGCGAAUCCGCGACCUUGAGAAGAAGCUGAAAGUCGAAGCCGCUGCUGCACGUCGCAACGGACCAUCUGAUGCCGUCGUCGGAGACGCUGCUGCGGUGUUGCGAAAAAGGCUCGAAAACUUGCGGAUCGACCAUCAACUCGAGAUUCGGACGCUCCGGGACAUGAACGCGCUUGAAGUCGAGCGCAUGCGGCAGAACUACGAGAGGGAACUCGCUUCUCUUCAGCAGGCGAUCCAGUCGGUCAAGGACAACGCCGAGAUCGAAUAUAAAAAAAAAUGCAAACUGCAGCAGUUGCAACAAGAGACCGCUGCAGAGAAAAUGCGGUGCGAGCUCGAGACACAGCUUCGGGAGGCGAAACUUGAGUACGAGCGAGAACUUCAAGAGAAACAGAAAGGCGAAGUUGAGUUGUUGAACAAGGCGGAAAUCGCACAACAAGCUGCUCUGGCGGAGGCGCAACGCGACUUCAACAAAAAGCUCAAAGAAGUCGAAAAACAUUAUGAGGACAGACUCCUGGAACACCAAGUGCACGUCGUCAAGGAACGCGACGGCCUCAUCGCCCGAUUCAAAGCGAAGAUCGAGCGGCUCACGGCCCAGCUGGACGAACACAAAGAAGCGCGGUGGAAGACGCGCGAAGCGCAAGACCAGGCCGAGGUGGAGCGGACACGGCACCUCGCGGAGCUCGAGCGCCAGCUGCGCGUGGAGACUUUGGAGAAGGAAGAGUUGCGCGAGGCCUUGGAGCGUCAGACGUCGCGGGCCGAGAGCCUGAUGGAGGAGCUCGGGACGGCGCGAAGGGAAGGCGCAUCGACUUCAGGGCGCUUGGCGGAUCGCGGCUGUCAAGCCGAGCCGACGGUUCGGAGCAGGGGAACGCAGGUUGACGACGCGGUGAUGGAGUACAUUCGCGAGUGCACAGAGAUUUCUGAAGAGGCGAUGCAGAGAGACGGCGCCAGCACCGCACGCACCAAAAUCAGCGACGUUCUCGACGAGCGAACGGGGCACCACCGGGCGCGGCGCCUGCUGCGCAAAGAGGCGGCCUUCCUGUCUCCGCCUCCGGCCGAGGGCCUCCGCGGGAUCCGGAAGGAGCAAGGCGUGAAGGGGAGAAAGGCGAGCGUGCUCGACGUGGACGACGACACAGACGCGACGGCGGAGGUAGCCGUGGAAGCCGACGACUCUGGCGAACAGCGGAUCGAGAACAAGUUCAGCGCGACGGCGCCGUCGGACGGCGGAGGUCGAAAGCUUCCGCGGAGCUACACGCCUCUGAGCGGCAGGGAGAACGAGGAAUCGGGCAAGGAGGCAGAUCUCUUCAGCAAAGUCGCAGCUGUCGCGUUUCGCGCAAAGGCCGGAAGUCUCGAUCCGCGGAGGCCUCGGGCGAGUGAGGCAGACUGGAAGGACGAGGCGGGAGGCGGUGCCAGCGGGAAAACGCCUCGGGAGAAGGGUGUGGAGAAAAGCACUCAGAAAGGGACGGAGGCGGCGUCCAGUCGAGACGCUUCUUUUUGGACGCCGCCCGCAGCUCCAGCGCUCGAUCGCGACACGCGCGCGCCGGAAGAGCGACGGCUGGGUUCGGAGCAAGACGAGUGGAGUCGACCGCGGAGCUCGCCGCGUUCCUCAGCUCCCGGGAUAUCCGCUUCCUUCGCGGGGAAGCGUUCCCAAGCGCUCAAAGUCCUCCUGCGGUGUCGGGGAGAGCCCGCGGGCCCGGAAUGCUCCUCCGGCCCAGCGAGUGAGACUCCCGAGGACGAAGCGUUCGGCAGUCGAAACCGGCGAGCUAAAGGAGAAGAGACCCGAGGGCAAGGCGGUCGAGUUUUUCCGGAUCCGGAACGCGCGCGCGUCCGCGGGGACGCUUCUGCGAAAGACGGGCGCGGCACGUCAGCCGGAAGAGACGAACUGGACAACGGCAGAGAGCGCGGAUUCGAGAAAGAGCGUGCAUCAAAGACGAUGCUCCACAACCUCUCGGAUGCCAGCGUGAGACGACGGCUGGAAGAGGAGGACGAGCGGCGAAAGGUCCGCGCAGAGGCAGAAGAUGAGAUCUUGCGCCUGCUCAAGCGCGCAGCUGACAGCAGCGCAGCAGAUUUGAAUAGGGAAGAAGCGUCAGGGUCGAGCCUUUCUGAACUCGGGACCCGUCUCUUCCGUAGAGAGGACGUUCGCGUCUUCCCCGCAUCUCUCGAUGCGGAGCUCGAGAGGCUGAAGGAGCGAUUGCGGCCGGGGAACUCGGUCCUCAAGGCAGUUCGCGACAGAGGUGCCUCGUCGCAGUGCAGCGGAGGCGACAAUGGAUCUGCCAUGCCGCGUCAACGCUCGCGACGUCCCGAGAACCUCCCGUCUUCAGCCGUCGCUGGGGCUGAUAUGGGCGAGGCUUUUAGGGGCUCCAAGUCAAGUUGUCUUGCAGGCCCUGAGAAGUGGCGUAGACAAGACAGAGAAAGGGAGGCGCCGCAGCAGUGGAAAGGGGAGAGAAGCUACGAGGCCAGUCCGGCAGACGGGCGUCCACACCCGGGGGGUGAAGAGCGUGCCCCAGGGACAGCCUUCUACGAGGGUGUUAAGUCAGAAACCGCAGGGAGAAGAGAAAAAACCGUCGCGAGCAGUUUGUCGCGAACAUCGUCUCUUCUUGAGGCACUGUCUGCGACCUCUCAUCAAAUUCACAUCGAGCGAAGCGCCGUGAAGUACGGCCUCAACCACCUGUUACAAAGGCAGGAACAAAGCAGAUGGCUUCCGGGCUUUGCCAGGAGCUCCAGAGACUCGAGCGGCACGCAGGCGUCGUCUGUGUCUGAUCAGAUGAAGGCACUGGAGUCACUUGAGACGCUUUCGCGGCAUGUGCGGUCAGGAAGGUUUGAUGCCAAGCAAUAA
This is a messenger RNA of Neospora caninum, 6258 nucleotides long. RefSeq lists its product as hypothetical. NCBI's taxonomy places the organism in Eukaryota, Apicomplexa, Conoidasida, Eucoccidiorida, Sarcocystidae. Bases 1 to 6258 code for a protein of 2085 amino acids. The record is from RefSeq and is a predicted model, not a curated record. The transcript is spliced from 14 exons.